Messenger RNA from Clunio marinus, 297 nucleotides. The record is from the annotation of a GenBank genome assembly. NCBI's taxonomy places the organism in Eukaryota, Metazoa, Arthropoda, Insecta, Diptera, Chironomidae.
AUGACAAUGCCUGGUCGCAACGUUUGUGCCGUUUAUCGAGAUUUGAGAGUCACAGCCAAAAACUACCUCAAGUUCAUUCAUUCACAAGAAAAAGAAAUGAACUCGCUUUGCUCAAGUGAAGAACAUCGAUAUAGAAAGAAAAGGUUACAAGUUUAUAUUGACAGGAUACUUUUCAAAGCUCAUUACACUGGUAAGUCGCCUUACAGGCACAUUGUCGAUUUAUGGCUCACCAUGAGUCAAAUAAGCUCCAAGAAGUAUAAAGAAAAUGCUGAACAACUUCGAUUGGAAAGCGAUUAA